This is a messenger RNA of Bombina bombina (fire-bellied toad), 1619 nucleotides long. RefSeq names its product oocyte zinc finger protein XlCOF7.1-like. Bases 78 to 1490 code for a protein of 470 amino acids. The record is from RefSeq and is a predicted model, not a curated record. The transcript has 10 exons. NCBI's taxonomy places the organism in Eukaryota, Metazoa, Chordata, Amphibia, Anura, Bombinatoridae. Gene Ontology annotation, biological process: regulation of DNA-templated transcription.
ACCAGAUAACUUUCUGCCUAGUGAGAUCUUACGUGUCACGUUUAUAUCAUCUGAAUCUGUCACAGACGAUAAACACGAUGAACAAAUACAGGAAGCAAAUGGCGGAGCAGUUUCUGAGUCAGGCCCUGGGUAUCAUCUGCCUGCUGACCGGAGAGGAAUAUACCAUUGUGAAGAAGAGGCCCUCCCAUAGCAGCGUUCACAAGCUGAGCGGAGAGGUUCCUAUAAAGUGUGAUGAUGUUGCCGUGUAUUUCUCUAUGGAGGAGUGGGAUUAUAUAGAGGGACACAAAGAGCUUUACAAGGACUCUAUGAUGGAGAAGACACUAAGGACUAUUGAUAUCUCAGGAAACAAGAGCUCAGGUCUUAGUGAUGACAAUCUAGACGCGGCAGCACACGCAGAACUUGUACAGAAUAUUCAGCCAGUGGAGACCCCAUCAGACGUCUCUGCAGGUGAUAUUAAUGCUGAUGUAGCCGAUCAAACAGAAGUUCCGAGUGUAACGUGUCGGCUUGAAGCUGCGGAGCAGGAAUUGUGUGACAGCGGUAGUGCAGAUCACAGUGAUGAUAAUAAUCUAGUUACAGAGAUAAUCUGUGAGGAACGAGAGGAAGAGAGACUUAUGAAGACGAUAACACAAGCUGAGACUGAUUCAUGUCUGUGCGCAGGUGAAAAUAGUGCUACAAUGUCACGUAACACACAACAUACAGAAGAUCAGUGGCUCAAAAAUAUGCCAGAAGCUGCAGGGCAGGAAAUAUGUGACAAUAUUGGUACAGGUGAUGUUAAGACUAAAGUUACACUUAAUGCUGAGCAAACAAAUGAUCUGUAUGUAAAUAGACUGGAAGUUGUGAAGCAGGAAAUCUGUGACACUAUCAGUACAGAUAUAGCCAUGAGCUCAAAUAUUCCUAGUCAUUUCCAGAGUGCAGGUGCUUCUUUCAGUUUCAUUGAAGAUCAGCAAAGCUACAUGGGAAAUACAUUAUUUCCAUGUUCUGUAUGUGGGAAAUGUUUUACCCAGAAAUCGCAUCUUGUUGCUCAUCAGAAAAUUCAUACAGGACAGAAAGUAUUUUCAUGUUCUAUAUGUGGGAAAUGUUUUAACCAGAAACCAAAUCUCAUUACUCAUCGGAAAAUACAUAUAGAUGAGAAAGCAUUUUCAUGCUCUGAAUGUGGGAAAUGCUUUGCCUGGAAGUCAAGUCUUACUUAUCAUAAAAAAGUCCAUACAGGAGAGAAGCCAUUUUGCUGCUCUAUAUGUGGGAAAUGUUUUUACUGGCAAUCACAUCUUAUUACCCAUCAGAAAAUACAUUUAAGUGAGAAAGAAUUUUCAUGUUCAAAAUGUGGUAGAUGUUUUAUUGAGAGAUCAAGUCUUAUUUCUCAUAUGAAAAUUCAUACAGGAGAGAAAACGUUUUCCUGUUUAGAGUGCGGGAAAUGUUUUUACCGUAAAUCAAGUCUUGUUUUUCAUCGUAAACUUCAUACAGUAGAGAAACCAUUUUCCACUGGUGUUUAGAACUACAUAUAUAUCAAAGGACUUAUAGAAAAAACAAAAUUUAUGCUUACCUGAUAAAUUUCUUUCUUUUGCGAUGUACUGAGUCCACGGAUUCAUCCUUACUUGUGGGAUAUUAUCCUUCCUAACAGG